Rubroshorea leprosula is the source of this 1864-nucleotide messenger RNA. Lineage: Eukaryota; Viridiplantae; Streptophyta; Magnoliopsida; Malvales; Dipterocarpaceae. The record is from the annotation of a GenBank genome assembly.
CUUGAAGAGAUAUAUGCUUCAAAAUCUUUAACCAAUCGAUUGUGUUUAAAGAUGGAGCUAUAUCAAUUGAAGAUGGCAGAAGGCACUAAUAUUCAUAGGCACUUAUCUGAUUUCAACAUGAUGGUGACACAAGUAGUGAAUGCCGGGGAUGUUCUACAAGAAGAGGAAAAAGCUUUGCUUUUACUUGCAUCCUUGCCAAAGUCUUACAAGUCCCUAGUGCAGAGUAUGCUAAUGGGUAAGACUACUUUGGUGAUGAAAGAUGUCACAUCCAUGUUGUUGGAGAACGAUAAGUUUCUUGGGGAGGAUGAUGGUGCCAAUCAAACUAAUGCUUUGGUAAUGGAGCACUCUCGGGGAAGAUCCAAUGGACGUGGAGGUGGAGGAAAUCGAGAAAGGUCGAAAUCCAGACCUAAGAAGGAUUAUGGUGAAGUGCAAUGUUUUUAUUGUGGUGAGUUAGGUCACAAACAGUAUAAAUGCCCGAAGUUUAAGGGGGACUUUUCUAAUAUGAAAAUAUUGAUGAAAAGUCAAGAAACCAAGGGCAAAGGGGAGGCUAAUAUUGUUGAAGAAAAUGUGGUUGAAGUAUUAGCUUGUGAAGAGUGUGAUCCUGAGGUGGAGCAAAAUAAUCAAAGAUGGAUUUUGGACUCCGCUGCAACCAUGCAUGUGUGCAAUAAUCCUUCGGAAUUUGGGAGUUUGGUUCGGGGGGAGCUUGGUAAAAUAACGGUGGCUACCGGCGAGAAGGUGAAUAUUGAAGGCAUAGGAGAUGUUUGUCUCAAUGUUCACAAUGGGAGAGCCAAGAUUCUCAAGAAUGUGAGAUAUGUGCCAAAGUGUUCAAGCAACAUUAUUGCUUUGAGUGAGUUGACAACACGAGGGUGCAAGUAUGUCGGAAAACAAGAAUGGUGCAAGGUCUACAAAGGUGGAAGACUUGUCUUGCGUGGGAGGAAGAACAAGCACAACAUCUAUGUGCUUGAGCAACAUCCCGAGAGAAGGCUCAACAAAACCAUGAAGAAGAUGGUGUGGAAGCCUAAAGGGAUCUUGGUAGAUGGCAAGGAAAUUAAUAAGACCAAGAAGAAAGUGAGCUUCAAUAAUGAAGUGGUGUUUGAUGAUGGUUCGAGGAGGUGUGAUUUUCCCUCGAAUCAUAUUUCGGUUCAAAAUUAAUUUCCAUAGUACACCUAGUGUAGGUUUGUCCUAUCCUAUACUAGGAGAAACCUUUCAAAAUAGGACACCAUGAUAAAGUGCUCUUGAGCAGGGGGAGCUGGAGUCAUGGUUGGUUUCUCCUCCCAUGGGGUUGGAGGGGGAGAUUGUUGGAAGAAAGUCCAACCCCAUGUGUGAACCCAUGGACUUUCUUGUGUGGAAAUUUGCUUCACCAACCUAGCUAGUUGUGGGCUAGGAUUGCUUUGUUGAAAUCAUGCAAGAUUGCAUGUUGAGCCAUUUAAUGGGCAAAGAAAAACUUGGCCGGAUGGUAAUGGAAGCAAAGAAAAAUGGUGCAUGGGUGGUUGGAUUUUUCACUAUAAAUACCCAUGCAUGCAAAGGCAAUGGGCAAGCAAGAGUAGGAGAAAGCAAGAGAAAUUGAGGGAGAGCUCUUGUGAGAGAAAAAAUAGAGAAAUUGUGAGAAAUCCUUGUGUAGAUUAAGAGAGAGUAUUAGGGAGAAUUUGGGAGUUUCUAUAGAUUGAAGCUAGGGGUUGAGAGCUUCUUAAGUGAGAGAGUUUCCAAAUUAUUGUACUCUUUUUUCUUAAUAGUGGAUUUAUUUUUUCUCUUUUCCGUGGACGUAGACUUGUUGAGAAGUGUACAAGUCGAACCACGUUAAAUUGUUGUCUCAAUUUCUUUAUCGCUUCCGUUUGUGUGGGAUUGUGGUGCUCGAAAUUCCCAA